AAGGCGGGCCUCUAGCCUUUCCACCAUAGCAACCUUGUCGUGCUUGCUCUGUGCAAGGGAAGACAGAAGAGAGUCAACAGCAGGCGCUGCACAGAAUCAGCAGGGUGUCUCCCGUCCUACCUGAUCAGAAUCUGCUUGGCAGAGAGGAUGUCUAAGAACAUUCCAGUAGCUGUGGUGACUGGCUCCAACAAAGGCAUUGGGCUGGCCAUCGUGCGGGCUCUAUGCAAGCAGUUCACUGGGGAUGUUUACCUGACUGCCCGGGACAUCGAACGGGGAAAGGAGGCAGUGGCCAAGCUGCAGGAAGAAGGUCUGAAGCCACAGUUCCACCAGCUGGACAUAAAUGACCUGCAGAGUAUCCGAACCCUACGCGAUUUCUUGAAGGAGAAGUAUGGAGGAUUAAAUGUGCUGGUCAACAAUGCAGGGAUUGCUUUCAAAGUGGAGGACACCACACCAUUUCCUACACAAGCAGAAGUGACCAUGAAAACGAACUUCUUUGCAACCAGAAAUAUUUGCAAUGAGUUAUUACCACUUAUUAAACCACAAGGAAGGGUAGUGAAUGUCUCCAGUGUCAUGAGUGUCCGGGCCUUGGCCAGGUGCAGCCCAGAACUACAGCAGAAGUUUCGGAGUGAGACAAUCACUGAAGAGGAACUAGUGAAACUCAUGGAAAAAUUUGUAGAAGACACCAAGAAGGGAGUGCAUGAGAAGGAGGGUUGGCCAAAUACAGCUUAUGGCGUGUCCAAAAUUGGGGUAACGGUUUUGUCCAGAAUUCAAGCAAGGCGGCUGAAUGAGACAAGGAAAGGUGAUGGUAUUCUCCUGAAUGCCUGUUGCCCUGGGUGGGUCAAGACUGACAUGGCAGGUCCUAAAGCCCCAAAAUCUCCUGAGGAGGGAGCUGAGACUCCAGUGUAUUUGGCCCUUUUACCCCCGGGAGCCGAUGGGCCCCACGGGCAGUUUGUUAGUGACAAAACGGUUCAACCUUGGUGAAUUUUGGCAUGUGCCCAAUUUUAUGGAGCUCCAUUCUAGUAGCGAUCAGACAGGCUCCUGCUCCCUACUGAGCCUCCAGUGCCUACUGAAGACUAAUUUUAUUCCAGCAGGCAUUUUAAUUGGAGUUUGCUUUUAUAGUUUUAACUGAUUUUUUUUUUGUUUUCUUUGUAAAUCACUUAAAGGCUAUUGUAGUGAAGUGUUAUAUAAAUUGUUUUAAUAAUAACUAACAAAUAAAAUAACUGGAGCUUAUCUGCCAUAUUUCAGCUGGCUCUUAAUGAGCAGAACUCUUGAUAAGAGGAGGAUGGAUUGAGUUUUUUUUAACCUUCCCUGUUGCUCUGUGGUCAGUUACAAUCACAAUAUUAAUUUAAACACUGUACUGCUCUGUACAACUUCACGUAAGGAAACAUGUGCAUCUCUCUCACACACAUACACAAACACCUCCUGUCGCUACUCCCAUGUGGUGUUUUUUUUUACAUCUCUAGUGCUCCCUUCACCGUUAAAAAAAUAGAGAUGCUGGGUGUUUAAAUCAGGGCCCAUGCCCUGUAACCCUAGGCGCCAGCUGUAGUUAUUCAAUGUGGAGGAAAAUACAGACAAUAGCCAACAUAGUUAAACAAAAUAAAAUAAAGAUCCCGGUCAUAUGAGCCCUUGCACUGAAAACCAGUUGCUGGCUAAAAUGACGCCCUAUAAUUAAUCUCUUAAUUCCUACUAUUUUGUUAUAUCCCUCCUGUAAAAAAAGAAGUGGAGCCAAAAGCUUGUUUUUCCUUCUUUUACAUCUCUACUACUUGUAAGAAUGCAAAACCACUUUGCAGGAGAAAUUAAAUGCAGAAAUCAGGCAAAUAGUAUUUUACAUGAACGUUUGUGAGAUUUGAAUAAAUUGUGAACUGUUACAAUGA
Zootoca vivipara (common lizard) is the source of this 1874-nucleotide messenger RNA. Its product is annotated as carbonyl reductase [NADPH] 1. The record is from RefSeq and is a predicted model, not a curated record. Gene Ontology annotation, molecular function: carbonyl reductase (NADPH) activity. Lineage: Eukaryota; Metazoa; Chordata; Lepidosauria; Squamata; Lacertidae.